Plasmodium gaboni is the source of this 6144-nucleotide messenger RNA. Its product is annotated as phosphatidylinositol 3-kinase. The transcript has a single exon. Gene Ontology annotation, biological process: endocytosis; phosphatidylinositol-3-phosphate biosynthetic process; autophagy of peroxisome. Bases 1 to 6144 code for a protein of 2047 amino acids. NCBI's taxonomy places the organism in Eukaryota, Apicomplexa, Aconoidasida, Haemosporida, Plasmodiidae. Gene Ontology annotation, molecular function: 1-phosphatidylinositol-3-kinase activity. Gene Ontology annotation, cellular component: membrane; cytoplasm; phosphatidylinositol 3-kinase complex, class III, type I. The record is from RefSeq and is a predicted model, not a curated record.
AUGAAAAUAAGAUAUGAUGACAAGUUCUGCAGCACAAAAGACCUAAACUACUUUUUUAAUUUAAAAUUAGGUUUUUUUGUUUGUUAUAAAAAUCAUAAUGAUAAUUAUUCGUUUAAAAAUAAUAUCGUACAAAAAAAUGAGACUAUAUUAUUUUUCAAGAAAAAAAAAAAAUUCAUGUAUGUCAGAAAAAAAAAAAAAAGGAAAAAAAAAAAAAAAAAAAUCCGCAUCCAUACUUUACAAGAAUAUAAUAAAUAUAAUUCAAAUAUAGAAUGUAAUGAACUAUUCAAUAAAAAAUCAGAAAAAAAUAAAAACCAAAAGAAACAUGUAUAUAAUACUCAGCAUACAAAUCAAAAUGGAAGAUCCAAUGAAUAUGAUUAUGAUGAUAUUAAUGAUGAUUCUUAUAUUAGUUAUGUAAACAAAAAUAAUUUUUUUAGAAUAUCGUCUUAUUUGAUAUUAAAUAAUGAAUUUUUUGGAUAUCCCCUUCAAUAUGUAUGUGAAUCUGAAGGGAGAAGUAGGAACCAUAAACAUGAUAAGACUGACAAAUGUGAUAGGGAUAUGAAUGACAAAGGUGAUAAUAAUAUGAAUGACAAAUGUGAUAAUAAUAUUAAUGACAAAUGUGAUAAUAAUAUUAAUGACAAAUGUGAUAGUCAUAUUAGUGACAAAUGUGAUAGUCAUAUGAAUGACCAAAGUAGGAAAAAGAAAAAACUUAAUAAGCUAUAUAAAACCAUAUUAACAAAAAAAAAAAAAAAAAAAAUGAACCAUAAUUUAUGCAUUAUAAAUAAAAGAUACAAGUAUCCUAUAAAAUAUUGUCAAUUAAAUUCUGGAGCGUUUGUAUUUUUUAUAAUUAAAAAUGUAGGUGUGAAUAAAAUAACAUAUUAUUCUUAUUGUAAAUUAUUUUCAAAAGAUGGUAUUUUAAAUCAAGGAAUUCAAAUAUGCAAACUUUAUCAUGUGAGUAAAAAAAAAAAAAUUAAACAAAUUAUUUUUGAAGCCUUGAAAAAUAAAAUAGCUUUUUUAUAUGAUAACAAUCCACAUAAUAUCAAUAAAAAAAUUUACAAAUAUUUAAAAAAAAAUUGUGCUUAUCACGAUCUUAUAGAAUUAUUUAAUUUUAAGCGGCACAAACAAAGAGAUAAAAAGGACAAAAAAUUAAAUAUGAAAAAAAAAAACUUGGAAAUGCACAAAAUGAAAUGGCACUAUUAUAAGAAAUAUAAAAAUAAAAUGGAAACUUAUACAAAUAAAAAAAAUAAUAAAAAAAAUAAUAAUAAUAAUAAUAAUUGUUAUAAUUGUAGUAAGGUUAAUUAUUGUGAUGAUGCACUUGAUUCAUAUUAUAAUAAUAAAGAUUAUAAGUAUGAACCAUCCAAGGAGCAUACAUAUAUCAAGAUACUUGAAAAUAAAAAAGAGGAGCAUCACAUAGAAGAUACACAUCUGAAUUAUAAUAAUCUGGAAGAUCAAAACUUUUAUGAAGAAUUAUAUAAAUGUAAAUAUAUUGAAAAAUAUAUAUCCUCUAUAAAUUAUUUUUUAUUGAAGAAACGUAGAAAAUUUAAUAAAUAUAUGCAACAAGUAUUAAAUAUUAACAAUAUUAACAAUAAUAAUAAUAAUAAUAAUAAUAAUAAUUCUCAUUAUUAUUAUAAUGAUGAUAAUAUUUUUAGUGGGGGUAACUCUUAUAAGGGGGAAGAAUAUCAUAUACCCCAUAUAAGGAAUAAUAAUACAAAUAUGGAAUUUAUUAAGAAAAGAAUAAAUAACAUAAAUAUUAAAGACAAUAUUAGAAAUAAUAAAAUUUACAAAUAUUUUAAUAAAAAUAAAUUCAAAUGUAGUAAAUAUUAUUCUUUUAAAAAUUAUAAUGUAUGUAAAAAUAUUAUAGAAAAAUAUAAACUUUAUAAUUUUUUAAAAAAAAAAAAAAUUGAAGGAUAUAUGAUUUUGAAUUUCCUUCAUUUUAAUAAAGAAUUAAUAUAUUAUAAUGAACAUACAAGAGAUAUGUCUACAUUACAUGAUAAUAUAUUUGAUAAAAUUUGCAAUGAUGAAAAUGCAAAUGAAAAUGAAAAUAUAAAUGCAAAUAUAAAUGCAAAUAUAAAUGUCAAUAUAAAUGUCAAUAUAAAUGUCAAUAAUAAUAAUAUUUUUAAUAAUAAUAAUAUUUGUAAUAAUAAUUAUGACUGGUUUUUUAAUUCCUUCGAUUAUGUAGGUAAUCUAGAGGAAUCGUUAAAAUGUUUCAAUGAAUACAAAAAAAAAGAUAAAAUUAAAAGAAAAAAAAAAAAAAAAAAAAAAAAUUUAUUUUCUAAGGAACAUAUUAUAAAAGAUAACAAAAAAGAAUCCAAAUUAAAUAAUCUUCCUUUUUUUUUAUUUAAUCAUUUAAAAAAUAAAAAAAUGAUUAACACAACAACACAGAGAAAUAAUAUAAAAGAUGAGGAUUAUGAUCAGAACUUUAAUAUGAUUAAUAAAAAAUUUGCAACAAAUGGAGAUGAUAAUUUUAUAUCAAAUUUUUAUGAUAAUUAUAAAUUAAGCAAGUCAUUAAAUACACAUGAUGAAGAAAUAUAUAAAGGAGAACAUAAAAAGGUGUAUAUAUGGAAUAAAAAAAUUAUAAAAAUGAAGGAACGAAAAUAUAUUCAAAUGGAUUAUAAAUGGAACAGUAAAAGGGAUAAAAAUAAAUAUAUAAUAAAAAUAUAUAAAAAAAAUAAAUAUAUAAAAAUAUAUAAAAAAAAUAAAUAUAUAAAAAUAUAUAAAAAAAAUAACUAUGUAAAAAUAUAUAAAAAAAAUAAAUAUAUAAAAAUAUAUAAAAAUAAAUAUGACAAAAGAGAUUAUAGAAAGUUUUUAUAUUUAAAUAAGAAUAUUAAAAAUGGAGAUGUAAAAAAAUACAAAUCAUAUCAUGAGAGUGACACUUUAAAAUAUAAUAAGAUUAUAAGAAGGAAUAUGUUUUCUAUUAAGGAAGAAUGUGAAAAAAAGAAAAAAAAUUUGAAAAGUGAAAAAAAAUUGAAUGAUAUCUUUGAACAUAUAAGUAGAUAUACAAAUCGUAUUAGUAAAAAUAUAAAUAUAACAAAUAAGAAUAGAUAUGAUGAUUAUCCUUUCGAUUUUUUAUCAAAAGAUAAGAUUGAAUAUAUAUCAAUGUUAUGUCCAACUAUAAAUGAAAUAAAAACGUUGAAUAGUAUUCUUACUAUUCCACUUAUAAAAAUGAAUGAAUAUGAAAAGAAUUGUAUAUGGAGAUUUAGAUUUCAAUUAUUAAAUAGAAAAGAAACAUUAGGAAAAUUUUUAAAAUGUAUUAAUUGGAAUAAUAAAGAAGAAGAAGAAGAAGCUAUUAUAUUAUUAAAUAAGUGGGCAAAACCAAAUUUAGAGAAUUGUAUAGAAUUAUUUUAUUCUCAUUUACAUCAUUAUAUAAUUAAAAAAUAUAUUAUAGAUAUAAUAAAAAAUAGUAAAAAAGAACAAGUCAAAUUAUAUUUAUUUCAAUUAGUUCAGAGUUUAAGAACGUUUAAUUAUCAACAUAUAGAUAAUUUAUUUAUUAAUACAUUAAUAAACAAAUGUAUUAAAUCAAAAAAACUAUCUAUAUAUUUUCAUUGGUUUUUAUUAAGUGAAGCAAAAGAUAAAAUAAAAGGUAAAUUAUAUUUACAUAUACAUAAAUUAUUUAUUAAUAAAUUAAUGACAUCUAAUAAUAAAAAAAAUAAAAUUAUUCUAGAUAUAUUAAAAAUUCAAAAUAGAUUUCGUAAUCAAUUAUUAUACCUCACUAAAAUAGCUAAAAAUAAAACAGACAGAAUACAAAAUAAAACAAAAAAAGUAAGACAUUUUUUAUUUUAUUAUAGAACAAAUUAUGGAUAUAUAAAUAUUAAAGAAUUUAUAAAAAAUAAUAUUUUUAUAUCUGAUAAUAAUGUCUAUGAUUUUUUGCAUAUGUGUAAAAAAAAAAAUACAAAAUGUGUGAGUAAUCCUAUUGGGGUUCAUCAAAUUGGAAACGAAACGAUUAAGUGUAAGAUGAGUGGUCUAUCUAAAUUGAUAGAUCAAAAAAAUAUAUAUGGUGAUAAAAAAAAUAUAUAUGGUGAUAAAAAAAAUAUAUAUUGUGAUAAUAAAAAAAAAAUAUAUUGUGAUAAUAAUAAUAAUAAUAAUCAUAUCAGCUAUAAUGACCAUCUGAAUAAUUUAUCAUAUGAACACCUUAAUGAAGACACAUAUGAUAAUAAAAAGAAUAAAAAAAUAUAUAAUAAAGAUAUAUCUAAUUCUAUAUAUUAUUUAGACAAUGAUCUUACAAUAAAUUAUGAUAUAGAAAAUGAUUUAUAUUUUUUUCAAUAUAAAAAAAGUUGGAAUGCUAAAUUAGCAAGUUUAGAUGUAUGUAAUGAUUCUAAUGAUACGAUUAAUUAUAUUGAUGAUUCUAAGAAUGUAAAGAUAGAACGUAAUAGAGAUAAUUCUUUUUUUUCAAAUUUUUUACAAUUUAAUGAUAAUUUAGAUUUUUUUUUAAAUUCUACAUAUAGUGAUGAAGAUAAUAAUUAUGAAAUUUUAGAUGAUUCUAUAAAUAUUGUUUCUAAACAAAAAAUAAAAAAAAUUAAAACACCUUUAAUAUUACCUAUAGAUCCUAAUAUUGAAUUAUUAUCUUUCUUACCUGAACAAUCAUAUGUAUUACGUUCUUCUUUAUAUCCAAUAGUUAUUGCUUUCUUGGUUCGAAAAAAAAUUAAAUUAUAUAAUGAAAAUUAUAACAAUUUAAUAAUUAAUAAUCAUACAUUCUUUAAAAAUAAUCAAAAAAAAACAAAUAUAAUAACAAAUUUAUCCUAUAUUCAGUCAAACAAUGAGACAUAUAAUAAUUAUUACAACUCUCAAUUUAUUCUAACCUUACAAAAUACUUUUGAGAAUGCAAAAGAUUUUAAUUAUCAUUCUAAAUUCUUGAAAUGUGUAAAUAAUAAUAUUUUUUAUAAAAACAAAAAAAUUGAAAAAAUUAAAAAUAAUCAAAAUAUUCAAAAUAAUCAAAAUAUUCAAAAUAUUCAAAAUAUUCAAAAUAAUCAAUAUAUUCAAAAUAUUCAAAAUAUUCAAAAUAAUCAAAAUAUUGAAAAAAUUGAAAAAAUUGAAAAAAUUGAUUAUAUUGAAAAUAUAAAAACAAAUAGAACAACUCAGAAAUUUUCUUUUUCAAAUAAUUCCAAUCUAGAUGAUCAUGUCAAUGGUAAUACGAAUAACCACUCUGUUAAUAAUAAAGAGGGUGAUUACACAUAUAAUGAAGACAGACCAUCACGUCUUAGUAAUUCAUGUUUAAAUGAUAAUAAUAUGUCUUCAUAUAAUAAUAAUAAUAUUUGUUCAAGUGAUACUUGCCCUUUUGGAGGUAAAAAGUAUAAAGAUGAAAAAAAUAUGUUUCCAAAAAAGAAUAAUAAUAAAGAAAAAAAAAAAUAUAACGAAAUAUAUGAAUUGUCUAUAAAAAAAUAUAUCUAUAAAGCAGGUGAUGAUUUAAGACAAGAUCACUUAGUCAUACAAAUAAUAUAUGUUAUUGAUAAUAUAUGGAAACGAUAUGGUUUGGAUUUGAAAAUGACAUUAUAUAGAGUAUUAGCUUUAUCAACAGAUGAUGGUUUUAUAGAAUUUGUUGAUUAUGCUGAAUCAAUAUCAUCAAUUAAAAAAAAUUAUAAAGGAGAAAUCAGACAAUAUUUUAUAGAUAAUAGUACAUGCUCUACUUCACCUUUAGGGUUUGAUAUAGAAAUAUUACAAAAUUUUAUAUCUAGCUGUGCAGGUUAUAGUGUUAUUACAUAUAUAUUAGGUAUAGGUGAUAGACAUUUAGAUAAUUUAAUGGUAACAAAAGAUGGACGAUUUUUUCAUAUAGACUUUGGAUAUAUAUUUGGAGAAGACCCUAAACCUUUCUCGCCACCCAUGAAAUUAUGUAAAGAAAUGAUUGAAGCUAUGGGAGGAGCUCAUAGUAUAGGGUAUGAACAAUUUUUAAAAAAAUGUUGUCUAGCCUAUAAAUAUUUAAGAUAUCAUUCACAAUUAAUUAUAAGUUUAUUAGAUGCUAUGUGUGAUGCAGGAUUAAAAGAUAUGAAAAUGAGUCCAGAGUUAUGUGUCUUAAAAGUUCAAGAAAAAUUUAGACUUGAUCUAAACGAUGAAGCAGCAGAAAUUUAUUUUCUUAGUGUUAUCAAUGCAUCCGUUAAAACAUUAUUUCCAGUUGUUGUAGAUAAAUUACAUGAAUGGGCACUCAACUGGAAAUGA